This is a messenger RNA of Pichia membranifaciens NRRL Y-2026, 896 nucleotides long. RefSeq lists its product as hypothetical. Lineage: Eukaryota; Fungi; Ascomycota; Pichiomycetes; Pichiales; Pichiaceae. The record is from RefSeq and is a predicted model, not a curated record. The transcript has a single exon. Bases 239 to 715 code for a protein of 158 amino acids.
GGCGGCCGGCGGAACGGUGUCAGGCACGCAGUGGUGCUGGUGGUGGCCGGCGCAGCAGCCUGCAGGCUCCUUGCAGGCUGAGGGCCAAAAGUAUAAGUACACGCCGGGCUGCUGCCGCUGUAGAAGCAGAAAGACAGAAGGCAGAUGGGCUGUUGCGUCUGGCGCUAAUCUCUCUCUAUCGCUAGUCCGUUCGGCUUUGCUCUUCUUUCUGUACACACCCACGCUCCACACACACACCAUGAACCCACUUACACAGCUCUGCCUCUACGUCUCGCUUAUCUGCUGCCUGGCCGGCAGCUGCGCCGCCGCAUACAUCCCUGAGGAAAAGCUGGAAAACCUGCUCAGCUACGCGGUCAGCGGCAACCAGCUCUACAUCAACAUACCGGUCCAGCUGGCUCCGUGGCGGUCCGUGGACGUGAUCCAGUACAACAACCGCCUGAACCUCCACUGGAACACGGGCGCCGGCAGCUCCUUCAUGGAGUGCAAGGACAACACGUGCAAGCCGGCCGCGGUCGGCCAGGACCUCGGCGACGAGACCGACGCCGCCGCCUCCUAUGACGUCUCUCCCCCAGCAGGCGUCUCCUCGCUCAAGUACAUCUCUCCGCAGCUGGUGUCCAGCACCGACGGCGAUUACGACGUCUCCUUCGUCGUCGUCAUCCAGUACGACGACGACUCCCGCAACCAGUACGCCCAGAUCAACGCCCGGUUCGAGUAACCGUGUCCGCCAGCAGCCGCCGGCCGCCUGUCGGUGGCAACAGUCUCCGCAUACCUUUUCGCAUACUACACAUAUAUCCCUAAUCCAAAAAAAAGCCCACCUCUUCUUUCUCUUUCUCUCCCUUUCUAUACGACCAUCCUCUGUAUACACUCUUUUGAUAUCUUUAAUGAACAAAAAACUG